AUGAGGAAAAAAUUAGUUGAAAUCUUAAUAAGUAUCAAUUUAGUAAUGGAACAGCUUCAUGAAUAUAAAAUAGUAACACUAGGUGAUGGGAGAGUUGGAAAAACUUCACUAACUCUUCGAUUCGCUCGUGGUCAGUUUAAUGAUUCUGAAAAAGCGACUAUAAAUGCAAAUUUUUUUGAGAAACAAGUUCAAAUUGGUAGAGAGAUGGUGAAGCUUAGCAUUUGAGACACAGCAGGGCAAGAAAGAUACAGAGCUAUUGCGUCAAAUUACUAUAGAAAUGCCCAGGGAGCAAUAAUUGUAUAUGAUAUAACUGAAAAAAGUACUUUCGAUAGAGUUGAAACUUGGGUGAAUGAAUUGCAAAGCCAAGGCGGAAAAGAUAUUGCAAUUAUACUUGUUGGAAAUAAAUGCGAUAAAGAAAAUGAAAGGGAAAUUCCAAGGCAAAACGCAAUAGACUUUGCGAAGAGCAUUGGGGUUACUCAUUUCAGCACAAGUGCGAAAACUGGAUCCGGGGUUAAUGAAUGCUUUAUGGAAAUUACUCGAGCCUUGCUAGAGAAAGAUAGAGGCAAAAUUCAAAAAGAUAGCCCAUUGAAAGGCAGAAAAAGAAUAACCGUUGUAGAGAAUAAUCAGAGACAACCUUCGAAAAAAUCUAAAUGCUGCUAA
Messenger RNA from Blepharisma stoltei, 660 nucleotides. The record is from the annotation of a GenBank genome assembly. Lineage: Eukaryota; Ciliophora; Heterotrichea; Heterotrichida; Blepharismidae.